This is a messenger RNA of Coregonus sp. 'balchen', 7923 nucleotides long. The record is from the annotation of a GenBank genome assembly. Lineage: Eukaryota; Metazoa; Chordata; Actinopteri; Salmoniformes; Salmonidae.
GUCGAGGGUGACCACUUGAUGGCAUUGAUCCCAACGUACGCUUCAGAGAAAUACGCGACCAGAGGCAAAGUAACGUUUUGGUUCCCUCGUUCACUCUUCCAAGAGUUACUUCAAACGGUGUUUUGAAAGAAUUAACUAUUUCUUGGCAUCCAUUUGAAAGGACCGUACGCGAGCAAACCGUCCCUUUUUAGGCACAGUAAGCUGAUAUUCAGUGACUUAACUCGCACUUGGAAUCAGCACACGAAAAAAAAUGUAAGUAUCAUAUUUUUUAAAUAAUAAUGUUGUGCGUUGUCCUUAAGUAGAAGCAGGCUAUUUAAUAUUAUUAUUGUUGUUGUUGUUGUUGUUGUUUAUGUGAUUGUGAGGUUAUAGAAAUUAUUUUGAAGAAUAUUUGCGCGCACAAGUUGUGUUCUUCACCUUUGCAAUUUUGUAAUAAGGCCAACAGUAAUGCCUUACUGAGACAAAUAAAAAAUACGAUACAUGCCCGCCCUAUAACUAUAAUAGCACGUUUCACCAUUAUUUUCUGCAAUGGUUACAUCUAUUUAUUAAUUCGUAAUAGGCAUAUGUUAUAUUGAAGUGUAUUAGCUCUCAUAUAGGGAGAAUCGAAUCUCAUUAGGUUUUUGAUGACAGCCGUGGCGAUUUUAGCAUGUAAAUCUUGGUGGGGCAAAAAAAUAAAUAUAUAUAUAUAUAUUGGGAUGCAUGCCAACAAAGCCACAACACAACACUAAACAAAACAUGAAUUGCACUAUAACGGUGACAAACGGUGCCCACAAACUGUUAGGGCCUACAUAAAGCUGUCCCAACAGCAGCCCCAACACCUUACCACUGCUACACCUGGCUAUCAGCGGAGCCUUGUCUGGCAGCAAAACAGUUUAUUCAACCUCAUUUACUGCCUUUUAAAAAAACAUAGCUGAUAUGGCUGACAUGCUUAAACAAAUGUGGUUUCUACAGACAAUUGAGAUGUACAAACUAUGGCAUAAGGGGACGACAAGCGGAUAAGAGGCAAUCCGUAAUUUCGAUUAAGACAUUAAUGAGCGAGUUAGGACGGACGUUGUCAAUAUAACUAUUUGUUCAGCACUUUUGAAAUGUACAGCGACAGAAUUCGGAACACGGGCCGUUCUUACAGUAUUCUCCCUGUACACCAAGUCAGAACCCUAGGAUAAAUAAAGGGGGCAUAUAAGCAGACAAUGAAAUCUCUUACAAUAUUCGAUGAUUACAUUAAUCUGUAACAGGUUAUAGGCUACAUGUGCACCACCAAGUCAGAAUAGUAGGCGAAAUGAAGAGGGGGAAAUAUACAAAAUUAUUAGGGUGAGGCACAUGGGCUACUAACAGCUUACUACACAACAUACACUUAGUAUUACUUUCUUAGCUACAGUAUACACAUAUCUCCCUGGCAUAUUACUAUGGAACGCCGUUUGGGUCUUUGCGUGUCAAAAAAAAGAUAUACGUCAACUAACACUUUUGACGCGUCAAAUAAUACAAUUAUAUUCUAUAAUGUUGUGUGUGCUGAGUUUACAUGUGCAAGCCGAGCGCCACCACUACCAUCAGUGGAUAAAUAAAUAAGUAAAUAAAAGUCUGCAACAAGCACCUGGGAUAGGAUAAAGUAAUCCUUCUACCCCCCCCCCCCCCCCAAAAAAAAAAAAAAAAAAAAAAACAUAGUAAAGUGGUUAUACCACUGGCUAUAAGGUGAAUGCACCUAUUUGUAAGUCGCUCUGGAUAAGAGCGUCUGCUAAUUGACGUAAAUGUUAAUGUAAAUGUUUACAAUACCGCGUCGGUAAUAAGGCAUUUAUUUGUUCGACCGAAUGGGAAAACGGCUGUGAGCAUUUGAAAUAAGGUAUUGAUAAAAAAAAUGUUUGCAAAUAUCUUUGACACAGAUGUUAUUAGCAACUUCUGGGGUAGCUAGCUAGCUUUAGCUUGGUAACGUUACCUAGCUAGCACCAAUGCAACUAGCCUGAAAACAAUGACCAAUAGAAACUGCAGUCGUUUAUCAAUAUUCUUAGCAAUGAUUUAGGAAUCCAUGUGAGUAAGUAUUAGCUAGGUAGCCACUUGAACUUGAAAUUGAACUUCAGUUCAUGAAAAUAACUAGCUAACCAGUUACUUAACCCUGUUGCCCAAAGCUAACGUUAUAAGCAGCCAGUAAACUUCAUCUGGCUGGUGAGGCUCGACCGGACCGGGUUAUGUGUUGUGAAAAUAGCCACAAUAAGGAUGAGCCAACAUAGUGGAAUUUGCGGUUCACCUUCUAAAUAAAAGUACCUAUUUGAAAGUGACGCAGAAGGUUACAAUUGGUGGAAUCAUGCAAUAUUUAGACUAGAUAAUGUUGGAAUGUGGAGCAAUGAAAUGCGGUAUCAGUCUACUCUGUGACACCCACAGAACACAACUGUGCAGAGUUUACACAAAUAUUAGCGUUGUAGCUCUUAACGCGGGACUGUGACUGUGUGAAAUCACUUCCCCAUGUCAGCCUAUUGUGCGUAUUGACAUCCAUAUUGCACUGUACAGCCUUACUUAAGGAUUGGGGAUCAAUUAAAUGGGCUAUCAGUCUACUCAGUACCCAAGAGCUUUUUUUCCCAACGUCCCCCUCAGAGUUAUCAGACUCCAAAACAUCCAGGUUGUAUUGUUUUUUCCCUCUGGAAUAGUGUUCAAUACACAUACAUAGGGUGACUGGUACAAUAAAUGUGUCUCAAUUCACAGUGGUUUCAGAGUCCCGCAAUAAGAGCUACGACGCUAAUGUUCUCUGGGUGUAGGUAGACUGAUACCCCAUGUCAUUGAUCCACAAUACAUAGGUAAGGCUGUACAGUGAAAUAAGUAUGCCCCCAAUGCAAUUCUAAAGUCUAAUACAUCCAGCGUGAUUUCAACAGAUUUUUGUCCAAUUAACUAAUUAUUUAUUUUUUGUUGAAUUUAUAUAACAACAUUCCAACCUCGUUUAGCAUGAUCCAUGGCAUAAUUCCACUAUUUGUAUUCAUUUGCAUCACUGUCGAUGACAUUCUUUUAUUUUGAAGGCUAACCGCAAAUUCCACUAGUGUGGCUAAUCCUUAUUGUGGCUAGCUUCACAUAGGUGGAUCCCGACCACCAUUAAUCAAAUAAGAACAGUUUUAUAAAUUAGUGGUAUUUUAGAUGAUGACACAUAGCUAGAUAGUUAGCUAGCUAACUAUAGCUACUGAAACAGAUUAUGUCGUUUUGCUAUGUUUUGGGAGAAGAACAUUGUUUGCAUCCCAUCAGCUAGCUAGCUUUUUUAUGACCAGCACUGUCCAGAGCUUGGGGAAGGGCAGGUGGUCGAGACACAACUUUACCAGCAUCAUAGUGUACGUAUCGAUAAGUCGUUGUGACAUAUGAACUACGAGUGAUCAUGUAAUCAAUGUGUAAUAACUACGUUAAAAAAAAUGUAUGUACGUGUUAAAUUGUUAUGUGACGUGCAGUCAUAUUCAGGUCCUGAUUGGUCAACAAACUUAUAUUUUUUUGACACGCAAAGACCCAAACGGCGCUCCAUAUAUUCCAUCAUUUAUGCAGCAGCAUACAAGACAUUUGGACUCAUCUUGUUGCGCUCACUUGAACGGAAAGGUGGCGCGGCGGUCUUUCAUGGGCAAAUGUUGUCAUCAAACUUUGUCAUCAAAGUCUGGCAUUCUCUGGAUUUAUGGUGCUUUCAAGACAACUGGGAAAUCGGAAAACAAGGUCGAAUCAUGAUGACGUCAGUGAUCUUCAGGUCGUAGCUCUAGAAAGAGGCCAGAGUUCCCGAUUUACAAUUCCGAGUUGAAUGAACGUUCAAACUUAUUUUCCGAGUCGGAUCUCGUUUUUUCCCGAGUUCCCAGUUGUCUUGAACUCACUGAAGUCAGAUUUCCUCGAGUUAACAGUUGUUUUGAAUAUUAAAUAGAAUUAAAUCAAGAUCAUGUUUACGACCACAAAUAACAAUAACUGUAGCGACCCUGUGUUUAUAAAUGUGGAUAUUGACUUUGCCACUUCAGCACGCUUUUGUGGCACAGUCGAUUCCACUCAUGGCUACAGGCCAGAAGGUUGAGGGUUCGCCAACCACCACGGAUGAGCUCACUCUCCCUGCCUGUCUCAUUACACUACAAUCAGAGUUUCAAAAUGUUGAUGCCAUAUUUAUAAUUACAGUGCAUUCGGAAGGUAUUCAGACCGCUUGACUUUUUCCACAUUUUGUUACGUUACAGCCUUAUUCUAAAAUUGAUUAAAUAAAAAAAAUUCCUCAUCAAUCUACACACAAUAUCCCAUAAUGACAAAGCGAAAACAGGUUUUUCUGUAGGGAUGUUUUUCAGCGGCAGGGACUGGGAGACUAGUCAGGAUCGAGGGAAAGAUGAACGGAGCAAAGUACAGAGAGACCCUUGAUAAAAACCUGCUCCAGAGCGCUCAGGACCUCAGACUGGGGCGAAGGUUCACCUUCUAAAAGGACAACGACCCUAAGCACACAGCCAAGACAACGCAGGAGUGGCUUCGGGACAAGUCUCUGAAUGUCCUUGAGUGGCCCAGCCAAAGCCCGGACUUGAACCCGAUCAAACAUCUCUGGAGAGACCUGAAAAUAGCUGUGCAGCGACGCUCCCCAUCCUACCUGACAGAGCUUGAGAGGAUCUGCAGAGAAGAAUGGGAGAAACUCCCCAAAUACAGGAGUGCCAAGCUUGUAGCGUCAUAACCAAGAAGACUCAAGGCUGUAAUCGCUGCCAAAGGUGCUUCAACAAAGUACUGAGUAAAGGGUCUGAAUACUUAUGUAAAUGUAAUAUUUCCGUUUUGUAUUUUUAAUGAAUUUCCUUAAAUUUAUAAAAACCUGUUUUUGCUUUGUCAUUUUGGGGUAUUGUGUGUAGAUUGAUGAGGGAAAAAAACAAAACAAUUUAAUCCAUUUUAGAAUAAGGCUGUAACGUAACAAAAUGGGGGAAAAGUCAAGGGGUCUGAAGACUUUCUGAAUACUUUCCGAAGGCACUGUAUAUAAAAUAUAUGCAAUGAAUUUUCCACCAACAGGUUUCUGUGCCAAUACACCCACAACCAGUAAACAAAGCAUACCGACUUUGGGCAUUCCAAUAUCAUGGUUUGCGUUUUCAACACUACAAUAAAUUGACUAUGUAAAUCUCAACAAACAGAAAAUACAUCCCUCCCUGCCUUUUAGGCUUCACUCAAUAUCGAAGGCUUGGCACGACACGUCAUUCAACUUUUUUGGUGUUUUGUAACAGAUGUCUCUUUCCAUUCAUCUAUUGGCCGCUGCACAGUUUGGAUUGAUUGAUAUAUGUUAUUUGUCAGUAAAAAAAAAUACAUAUACACAAAUAUUUUUUUUAAGUGACCGGGAUUGCACAAUAAAGUCGGGGACUUAUUUCCAUUAUGGUCCCUAUUUUUAACAUAAAUACAUAUACAACUACUUCGAUACAGACACAUUGCAGAGAUACAGACACAUUACACAGAUACAGACACAUUACAUAGAUACAGACACAUUACAUAGAUACAGACACAUUACACAGAUACAGACACAUUACAGAGAUACAGACACAUUACAUAGAUACAGACACAUUACAUAGAUACAGACACAUUACAGAGAUACAGACACAUUACAGAGAUACAGACACAUUACAUAGAUACAGACACAUUACACAGAUACAGACACAUUACAUAGAUACAGACACAUUACACAGAUACAGACACAUUACACAGAUACAGACACAUUACAUAGAUACAGACACAUUACAUAGAUACAGACACAUUACAGAGAUACAGACACAUUACAGAGAUACAGACACAUUACAUAGAUACAGACACAUUACAGAGAUACAGACACAUUACAGAGAUACAGACACAUUACAUAGAAACAGACACAUUACAGAGAUACAGACACAUUACAGAGAUAGAGACUAAAAAACGCUCAACCUCCAGAUGAGUUUGAGGGGGGAAUUUAAAUACAAUUCUUAAAAGCUUGUUUGGCUGGUAGCUUAUUCUUUAGACGUUUGGGGCUGCUGGUGAACCAUGAUGUGUAGGCAUAAUCAACGUGACAUUGGACUAGCACACCUGUCAGAGUCUUUAGGGCGUCUAUAGCAGAGUUUCCAUCCAAAUGGCAACAGAUUUUCAUGUGAAUAUAAAAAUAAUGUUCAUAAAAAUAAUAUGCCAUUUCAGAGUUUCCUUUAGGAAAAUUUGGCGCCGGACAACAUGACAGGGAAGAUUUUAAUUUACCGGACAUUUGAGACAUUUUAUGGACAUCCAUAUGCAUUCAGAUCCAACCUGGCGUAGCCGGUGCCAUCAAUAAAAGAGGGAUGUUGGCCAAAUCAGCCACAUUUACGUGUCCUUAAAAACCUACAACAAAUAACUUUCUGUUUUAGAACUUCAGAGCUGAAUCUUAUCCCAAUCUCUAGGGUAAAUAUUUAAAAAAAUAAUAUUUGGAACAGGUUCUAAUAUGUGCGAAUAUGUUGUCAUUGAAGAGCUUUUGGGAGUGUUGCCCAAUGGCAUACCUUUAGGCUAUCAUGAUCAAAGUUAGUCAAUGAUUUGUAAUGGUAGAUUACUUUCAUGUCCUCUUCAUCUGACUAACACACCCUUUCUCUCUGUCUCUCUCCAGGAUGACCACUAGGGAUAAAUGGAGGGUUUACAAGCGGGUGUGUGUCAUGUUCUUUCUGGCUGUGGUGAUGUUGAUGGUGGUUCAGAGAGGGGUUCCCUUCCAAAUUGAGAGGCAGAGUCGUAUGGAGGCCUCCUCCAAGGGAGGGGAGGACAGGGCCCACCAGCAGAAUAAGGGCAAGCCCAAACAAGCCGAGCCUACAGCCGCCGACACUGACACCACCGAGGAGCCCAGCAUCACCCAGAAGCGAGCUGGCUCCCGGACCUGGGACGUGUCCAGUGCGAACUGCAAUGCCAACCUCAACUUCACCAACCAGGACUGGUUCAGCGGCCUGGAGAAAAACUUCAAACAGUUCCUUCUCUACCGCCACUGCCGCUUCUUCCCCAUGCUCAUGAACCAUCCGGAGAAGUGCUCCGGGGAGACCUACCUGCUCAUGGUCAUCAAGUCCAUCGCCACGCAGCACGACCGCCGCGAGGUGAUCCGCAAGACGUGGGGCAAGGAGCAGGUUGUUGACGGCAAGAAGGUGAAGACGGUCUUCUUGCUGGGGACGCCGUCCAAUGAGGCUGAGAAGGCCAACCACCAGAAGCUCCUGGAGUACGAGGACUACAUCUACCGAGAUAUCCUCCAAUGGGACUUCCAGGACAGCUUCUUCAACCUGACCCUCAAAGAAACCCACUUCCUCAAGUGGUUCUCCGCCUACUGUGCCGACGUGCGCUAUGUCUUCAAGGGCGACGACGACGUCUUCGUCAGCGUGGAGAACAUCUUUGAGUAUCUGGAGGCCAGCGCUCAGGUCAAGAACCUCUUCGUCGGUGACGUGCUCUUCAAGGCCAAGCCCAUUCGCAGGAAGGAGAACAAGUACUACAUCCCACAACCACUUUACAACAAGACCCACUACCCUCCAUACGCCGGAGGAGGUGGGUUCCUCAUGGACGCACCCCUGGCCAGGAAGCUCUACCGGGCCUCAGACUCUCUGGAGCUCUACCCCAUCGAUGACGUGUUCCUGGGCAUGUGUCUGGAGGUGCUGCAGGUCACGCCCAUCAAUCACAAUGCUUUUAAGACGUUUGGCCUGGUCAAGAACAAGAAAAGCAAGCUCAACCAAGAACCUUGUUUCUUUAAGAGCAUGAUCGUGGUCCACAAGCUGCUACCACCAGACCUCAUGCACAUGUGGAACCUGGUGAACAGUAAUCUCAUCUGCUCGCAGAAAAUGGAGAUCUUAUAGCCUGGUGGGAAUUGGGAACACUUAGUUAGGCGAGGGGACAAGAGUUGAAAUGUGUGAGCGGGGCCGGAGGCAGAUAUCCUAUUCUUGUUAUCCUUUUUUCAGAGAAGGACCAGACAAUAUUUGAUUUAGUACAUUUUAGCAGACACUCUUCUCCAGAGCAAUUAGGGUUAAGUGC